Molecule: messenger RNA, 2006 nt
Organism: Acyrthosiphon pisum (pea aphid)
Lineage: Eukaryota; Metazoa; Arthropoda; Insecta; Hemiptera; Aphididae
Product: tetratricopeptide repeat protein 19 homolog, mitochondrial-like
Exons: 3
Coding region: 784-1857 (357 amino acids)
Biological process (GO): mitochondrial respiratory chain complex III assembly
Cellular component (GO): mitochondrial inner membrane
Molecular function (GO): protein binding
Source: RefSeq, a predicted model, not a curated record
UCAUAGACAUAUUAAUAGUUGGUAUGUCAUACAAGUUGAUUGAAAACCAAAACCAACGACUACAAUGCAGACCGUUUAGACAUUUUGAUAUACAUUUAUGGCAGUGGUUUAUCAUAAUGUAAACUGAAAAUUCUAAAAAAAUAAUUAUACACCCAUUUGGAGUUGGAAUAAACAAUUUUUAGAAGCACUCUUCUACAUAGCUCCGCAGAAUCAUGACAAAAUAGAUUUUGUAGAUCCGUGUUCUAUUUUGUCAUGAACUAAUCAACAACAAACAAGAAAAACAAUAGAUUAUUAUCUGAUAUGACGAAUUUCGAUAUUUAAGAAUGCCCUUAUGCGCAGGUGGUUAGAGACGAUCGAUACAGAUAUGUUUCUGAUUGGUCACUGAAUUCAGAAUUUUGGUAUCAAUCCACUCUUGGCGUAACGCUUGCGCAAAUCUAAUAUCUCCUACUGAAAGUCGUGGUCACUUGCGAUUGGCUUAAACUCAACAGACUACAUCUACAUUCAACAGUUUACACACACAACGUCACCACUAGACGUUAUUCAAGUAUUGAUCCGAACCCUGGCCACUGGGUUUGAUUACAUCGCUUGAUAGUUGUUACAAUUUACGGACCAGUAUUUCCCUUGACAGUACCUUGUGACGUUGUGUUCACAACUUUUUAGUAUAUUCAACAGAAAUAAAUCAUAAAAAGGAAGAACUUUUUUAAAUAACACAAAUCUGUAAUUUAAAGUCAAGUUUUGAACUUACAUUUUAAAUAUUUUAUUUAAAAAAACACUACAUUCAUUAUGUCUCUUUUGUUCAAUGCGAGACGAGCUAAAUGCGUAAAAUUAUUUUUUCCUGUUCUCAAACAUAUUUCGACCAAUAAUAAUCAACGAGCAAUUGCGCUUCCUAAUUUAAAACGAUGUCUUAUAAUUUCUAUGGGAUAUGUUUGGUCCAAUCGUAAAAAUUCAGCAAAAUCAAUAAUAUUUGGAUUUUCAUUACUUGGUUUAGUUGGACUUAAAGCGAUUGACGCAAAUCGUCAACUAUUCGAUUAUACUAUUGAAAAAGGAAUAUUGUAUUUACAAAAUGACGAUUACAAUGCUUUUGAGCAAACAUUACAUGAGGCUCUCGAAAUUGCUAACGAUUUAAAUAAUGUUAAUGGUAUUACACAUGUAUAUGAUGUGUUAGCAAAUGGAGCAUUUAUGAAUAAGGAAUAUGAAAAGGCGAAAGAUUUAUUCACCAAAGUUGUUAUUCGGUUGAUUGAUCAAGGAUACCCAAAAGAUGAUCUUAACAUUCUACACUUCAAUCUUCAAAUUACUAAAAUUUACGAAAUUCAAGAAAAAUACAAAAAUUCUGAAGAUGGUUACAUAUACUGUUUACAACAUUUGGAGAAGAAGUUAAAAAUUCAUCCUGAAAACAAAAACAUUUUAGAUUUAUAUGCUAACACAUUAAACGUAUAUGGUCGCUUUUUAAAGAAACAAAAAGAAAUUAAGUUAGCAAAAGUUUCUUUUAAAAAAGCAUAUAUAAUUAGUGUUAAGUUAAAUGGAAAAAUAUCUGAAAAUAAUGUAAUUUUGUUGAAUGUUCUGGGAACCCUAUACUUUGCUGAAGGAAAUUUAAACAAAGCAAUAUUGUACUUUACAAAGGCAAUAGAUAUUGGGCAACAUCUACCUAAAAUGCAAAGUUUUGCAGUGGUACAUAUAAAUAUCGCUCACACUUACUUAAGACUAGGAAUGUUAGAAAAAGCAGAAGAAAACUGUGAGAAAGCAUUGAAAAAUGCUAAAAUACAUUCUUAUUUUAGAGCCAAAAAAGAAGCAGAAAUUUGUUUAGCUAAAAUAAACAAUGCUAUGAAGAAGAGGCAGAUUGGCCAGGUGAGAAAGUAGGCUUAAUAAAGAGUAGUAAAACAGUAGACUAGUAGACAAUAAUGAAGUAGUAUGGUGGAUUUUAAUCACACUAAAUAAACUAUAACACACAAUAAAUAAUUCGUAGAAAAUAUUCAUGAUUUAUAGAAUAAUACAUAGCUUAAAACAAU